Siniperca chuatsi (mandarin fish) is the source of this 7103-nucleotide messenger RNA. It is a transcript of the gene bcl11ba, whose product is annotated as BAF chromatin remodeling complex subunit BCL11B a. The transcript has 3 exons. Gene Ontology annotation, biological process: positive regulation of transcription by RNA polymerase II. The record is from RefSeq and is a predicted model, not a curated record. Gene Ontology annotation, cellular component: nucleus. The coding region runs from base 1801 to 4335 and encodes 844 amino acids. Lineage: Eukaryota; Metazoa; Chordata; Actinopteri; Centrarchiformes; Sinipercidae. Gene Ontology annotation, molecular function: RNA polymerase II cis-regulatory region sequence-specific DNA binding; DNA-binding transcription factor activity.
GCACAUCCGGGUAGUGAUGCUGGCCUGGAGUGCCACUCAGCAUGAGUCCACAGCAGGAGGAUUCCGGAGCCUGAUCCGGAGCGCUGCGAUAGGAAAACAUUUCCAACUUGUUGUAACAUUAGCAGGCCUUAGACGGGGCCACGGGGCCGCGCCACGGGGCCACACUGUCCGUCCCGAAGGAAGGCGCGCGACAAGCACCUGCCAUCCUGUCCUUUGUCUUGUAGCACGGGACAUGUACGGCUGUCCUCCUGCUGAAGUAAGGACAGGCUUUUGGCUUACUGGGAGACAGGCCGGGCAGCCGAGCCGAGCCGAGCCGAGCCGAGCCGAUGAAGAUACAGAAGGAGAGGCAGCACCCGGCCCAGGAACAAACUACAGGCUUGUCUAGAUAAAAAGAACCCAGAGGCCUGCCACUCACUGAUGAAUAUGAACUCUUCAGACGGAAUGAUGUGUGUAUUCAUACACUCCGAGCUCCACACACACGUUAUUGUUCAAUCCUUUGAAAGGGGCCGAACCUGAGACAGCACGCGCACGUGUAAAGGCCUUGGCAUGGACAGUGUGGGUGGGGUGACUGUGUGAAGGCCUUUAGUGUGCUGAAGGCGUCUGCACGCGCACAUGUAACACACUGCUUUGAAAAGGGCCACAUGUUGAGAAAUGUGGCGUUAGAGCAAUAUUUAAUAAUCAGAGAAAUGUCCGCAGCUGUCGGAGAGGGCGCAUGAUUCCACAUAGCACGCACGCACGCACGCACGCAUUUUAAAUGUGAACGCAGGCUGCUGCAAAGUGUCCAGCAUCCUGUGGACGCGCUACGGAAGCCCCCGGGUCUCAGUUUAACAGAAAUAAGGCUAACAGUGAUGGAACACCGGCGGAGAUGACUUGAGCGACUCUGACCACCGCUGCCGUGCGCGCCGCACGCCCGAGUGUGUGAGUGGCGUGUGUGUGUGUGUGUGUGUCAGUGUGUGUGAAAGCCACCACUAGUCGCCCCCAGUGCUCUUCAGUCUCCACUCUCCCUUCUCACCGCAGACUGAACGUCACGUCCGCACUUGAACUUGAGUUUUCUCCCAUUGUAGAAGCCAGAGAGCCGCACAGAGCCGCGCACAGCCGCGCACAGCCGCGCACAGCCCGGGGAUGCGACUCUGCAGCUAGCACAAAGACAAACGAGGGUGGCAGUCUGUCCUCAGACCAGCACUGGGCUUCGACUUAAACAGUUAAAGUCUAACCCGCCCGCCUGACUGGCACUGCCAGUGCAGCAGAAGAAGUGCCCACUACUUGGCGACACCUCGAGAAGUGCCGAGCAGGAAACUGGAUUCCGAUUUUCCACACUUUCAGGCGUAAGUUGGCGUCCUGUCACCGGCUCUGCCCGCACAGGGACGCGCGGUGUCCGGGGCGGCCGCAGAGUGGACACAGGUAGUGCCUGGCCAUCAGGCUCUCUGCGCUCCUUUCUCCGCUCUCCUCUGACACAUGGUGUAAAGGCGGCGGACGGCAGAGCCGGACUACCCCCCUCCCUCACCGCCACUUCGACUGAAGAAGGGAGGCGCGCCACCACUUUGGCACCGAACUCCGACCGAGCGCCCGGCCACCCAGCGCUGCGCCAGGGCUGGUCACCGCUGCCCGCUGGAGGGAGAUCCGUCGCGCAGGGGUCAGUUCGGGGGCCACAUUUGGGGCCAGUGCAGAGCGGCGAGUUUGGGGUGGGCAGCGAGCGGCCGGUUUUGGGGCCACUUUGCGGCCGGUACACCGGAGCAGCAGGAGGAGAGCCGACCCUUCCAGCGCCGCUCUCCGGGCGAUGCCAGUGUAAAUGCCAGGGCGAUGUCCCGACGCAAGCAGGGGAACCCGCAGCACCUGUCCCAGAGAGAAAUCCCACCAGAGCUUGAGCAUCCAGAUGGCGGCCUGCUCUCCGACUCCCUACCCCCCCACCCGCUCGGCCUGCCCUCCCACCCGCUCGGCCUACCUCCCCACCCGCUGGACCCUAGUCUGGCCCACGCCCUGCCACCCGGCCUCCAAGCUGACCACGACCUGUUGACCUGCGGCCAGUGUCAGAUGACCCUCCCGCUGGGCGACAUCCUCCUCUUCAUUGAGCACAAGAAGAAGCAGUGCCAAACGCCGCUGCUGGCCAAUGGCUGCUACGACAAGAUGACCGACCGGGGAGGAGGAGGAGGGAGUCCGACUCUGCAGAGCCUUCAUCACCACGCACAGCGGGGGGAGCUGAGGAAGGUGGUGGAGCCGGUGGAGAUCGGCAUCCAGGUGACACCAGAGGAGGAGGAGGAGGUGGGAGGAGGUGAGAGGGGACAGAGGACGCCCACCAAAGGAAUUUGCCCCAAGCAGGAGAACACACCGGCAGGUGGCAGAGAUGAGCCUUCCAGCUAUAUAUGUACCACAUGUAAGCAGCCCUUCCCCAGCGCCUGGUUCCUGCUGCAGCAUGCCCAGAACACCCAUGGCAUUCGCAUAUACCUAGAGUCCAACCCGUCCAGCACAGCCCUCACCCCACGCAUCACUAUGCCUCCACCCAUGGGUAACGACUCCAUCCCGCAGUCCCCCCUCACCAACUUUCUCGGGGACAACAACCCCUUCCACCUCCUAAGGAUGACAGCCCCCCUGCUCCGGGAGCCUCCCCCAGGCUUCGUGGAGAACCGCCUCCCCAACACGCCUCCAUUCGUCAGCCCGCCUCCCCGCCACCACCUGGACCCCCAUCGGCUGGAACGCCUUAGCGCAGAGGAAAUGGGCCUCAUCUCCCAGCACCCCAGUGCCUUUGAGAGGGUGAUGCGGCUAACGCCCAUGGCCAUGGAGUCCCAGUCCAUGGACUUCUCCAGGCGGUUACGUGAGUUGGCAGGGAACACCAACAGCACCACACCACCGUUGUCACCCAGCAGGGCCAACCCUAUGCACCGACUACUAAACCCCAACCCCUUCCAGCCUGGGCCAAAAUCACCCUUUCUGAGCACCCCUCCCUUACUGCCGAUGCCCCCAAACAGUACCACCCCUCCCCAGACACAGAACAAGAUCAAGUCCUGUGAGUUCUGCGGUAAGACCUUCAAGUUCCAGAGCAACUUGGUGGUGCAUCGGCGCAGCCAUACUGGAGAAAAACCAUACAAGUGCCAGCUGUGUGACCAUGCCUGCUCUCAGGCGAGCAAGCUGAAGCGCCACAUGAAGACCCACAUGCACAAGGCUGGAUCCCUGACGGGGCGCUCAGAUGAUGGAUUGUCCACCACAAGCUCCCCAGAGCCUGGAACCAGUGAUGUGACAGGUGAGGGCAUGAAGAAUCGUGAUGGAGACUUCCAGGGGGAAGGCAAUGAGGAGGACGAAGAGGAGGAGGAAGAAGAGGAACUUGAGAAUGAAAGUCGACCGGAAUCCAACUUCAGCAUGGAGUCUGAGUUCUACCGGAACAGGGAGAAUGGCUCUAAACCGCCUUCAGAGGAGAAGUCAUCAUUCGCCCUUGAGAAGAUGGUGGAAGGUGGGGGGCUCAACUCUAUACAGCAGUACAAUAAUUUGAUAGUUGACAAUCGUAAAAGGAUGCCCUUCUCCAAGAGGUGCUUGGAUGGCCAGCGGGAGACUGGGGAUGAGGACUCAGUGGCUGGGGAGAUGGACCACCACCAGCAGGAAGAGAGGACAACCAUUAAUGGCCGGAACUGUGGCUCCGGUGACUCUUUCUCAGGCCUGUUUCCCCGUAAGCCCACCCCCAUCACCAGCCCCAGCCUGUCCAACUCCUCAAAUAAGAGGAUCAAGAUUGAGAAGGACUUGGACAUUCCCCCAGCACCUCACAUCCCCUCUGAGAACGUCUACUCCCAGUGGUUGGUGGGCUAUGCCGCCUCACGCCACUUCAUCAAAGACCCUUUCCUAGGCUUCACUGACUCCAGACAAUCGCCCUUUGCCACCUCUUCUGAGCACUCGUCUGAGAAUGGCAGCCUGCGGUUCUCAACGCCUCCGGGUGACCUGCUGGAUGGCGGCCUGUCAGGCCGCAGCGGCACUGCCAGUGGAGGCAGCACGCCUCACCUGGGUGGAGGCCCCGGUCCAGGCCGACCCAGCUCCAAGGACAGCAGGAGGUGCGAUACCUGUGAAUUCUGCGGCAAGGUGUUCAAGAACUGCAGCAACCUGACGGUGCACAGGCGCAGUCACACUGGUGAGAGGCCCUACAAGUGUGAGUUGUGCAACUAUGCCUGUGCCCAGAGCUCCAAGCUCACACGCCACAUGAAGACACAUGGCCAGCUUGGUAAGGAGGUCUACCGCUGUGACAUUUGCCAAAUGCCCUUCAGCGUGUACAGCACUCUGGAGAAACAUAUGAAAAAGUGGCAUGGAGAACAUUUGAUGACCAAUGAGGUCAAAAUUGAACAAGCAGAGAGAACCUAAACCAGGUUCUCUGUUUCCAUACUCUUUGCCACACCUUGACUUAAAAAAUAAACAGAAUGGGGUAGCUGGAUACUCUUUUUCUGAAAUUUUAAUUUUGGGUUGAUUUUGUGUUUUUAAGAAACUGCCAACUGAGAAAAAAGUGAAAACAGAGAUCUUAACACCAAUUGAAGCUGUCUAAACUGCCUCAUUUGGGGUUCCUUUUUAAACAAUCAGUCAGUUGAGUUAUAACAUAUGUGGAGCCUUUAACUGUGCAAUAAUUUCUGUAUUUAUUGGAUUUUGUAUUUUGGCAUGUGCAGGUACAUUUUAUUUAGGCAUUUAAAAAAAUAUAGUUUUAUUUUUAUUUUGCGUUAUUCUGUUUUUUAAAAACCCACAUGAUAUCCUGAGAGUUUUUUAAAAGACAAAAGUCCAUUUUAAGUAAUCUUUUUUGGCCGCUGCUUGUAGGAAAUUGUAUAUUAAACUAAACGUGUGAUUUUUUGAAGAGAAGCUGAAUUAAAUCUUCAAUUUGAAAGUGGCGUUAACUGAGAAUGCUAGAAUUAGUCUAUUUUGUGUGAUAACAAUACGCGGACAACAAUCCUUUGGCAUUGUAGCAUGAACUGACUCUAAAACAUGUCACUAUAAUUGGAUAUGUAGCACUGAGUGUCAUAUAUGACAGUAAAUCUAAAAUCCAAGAGGAUCCCAAGGUUCAUAAACCCUGUCUCCUCCUGAGAACAUCAUUACCAGCCAGAAGAAACAGAUUCUAGAUAAGGCAGCUGCUGACUGGUACGUAGUACCAAGCCCCGACAACGCUAUGACAACCACCCCUCAUUCCUUCUGAUUUCCACCCCUCCCCCGCCCCCUCCACUUACUACCAUAUUACCUACAUUCAUACAUCCAUGUAUUAUAUUUUUCAUGAAGCCAUAUGAUCUAGGCUAUAUUAUUUAUUAGGAGUAAACUGAGCAUGAAGCCAUGCAAGACGAGUAUGCACAGAGAUACACAGAAGAAUGAGACAAGAGACAUCUCAGGGUGAGCUAUACUACUUUUCUUUAUUUACCCAUUCAGUCCUGUUUCCAGAAGCAUUUCCAUUUCAUCAUAUGUUGAAAUAAUUAGGGACAGUUGUGUCCUCUACGGCAUCCUUUGCUGCCCUCUGUCCCCCCUACCAGGCUAAUAUCCAAGCUGUAUCCUCAUAUGAAAGUGAUUAUACUCAUUUAUAUUUAAAGUCACUGCUUCUAAUUAUACCAUUAAUUAGUUUAGAGAGGGUUACAUAUAUGUGCAUACAUGGCAGAUGCCACUACUUUAACUAGAUUUUUUCAGAAAAUUUAAUUCUCAGAUUUUAUUGUCGACAUUUAUAAAAAUCAACAUCCCUAUGCAUUUUUUUUUGUGCUAAAAUAUCUUACAAUUUGUACAGUGAAUUUUGGCUAUAGUGAUUCUAUAACUGUAUAAUCUGAAUAAUGAAGUCACCUCUCCAGGAAUAGGAAUCCUUCAAAGUUUCACUGUGUGUUGCAGGACAGUUUUUUGUAGGAGAGGAGAAAUAUAUCAGUGUGUGCUGAAAUAGUAAGAAAAGCAGCAUCAGUUCGCUCCAUGCCCCUUUGUUUGUUUUAAUAUCAUAACCCCAGUUUUCGUUUGGCCCCAUCCACCUUCAUUGUGGCACUUUUUUAUUUUUAAAUCAGAUCUGAUUUGAAUGCUGUCAAUGUACAAAUUCAGAGCUCCUAACAACAGACCCACACUUUAUGAUUUCUCCGUCAGACACACACACAUAGAGCUGGACAGGAAAGGUACUGAAGGGUCUAGAGCUUGGGAUCUCCUGACGCUGAAGUGCCCAGGGUUGUUAGGCGAGGCUUUCCCAAUGCUGGCACUAUAAAAUUGAAAACAAAAAUUAUAAUUUAUUUGGGACAGUUUUUGUACUGCCAUACAAUUUGACAUGAGUGUGCCUUGAAUAAUGAUCUUCCUGUUUAUUGUCUCAGACAAAUGCAACACUUUUUAUGAAGCAUCAAAUUGAAUAAAAAAAAAGUUUAAUUGUGUUAACCUUAACGUGUAAUUUGACAUUUCAACAGAAUUAUUUAAAUUAAUACAAAUGAAACAAUGCUGAGUUUAGGUUAAGGAGUACCCAGCACAAUAUCAAUGUGUCUGUGUGUGUAUAUAUGUAUGCAUAUGUACAUAUAAAGGCACAAACAUAUAUAUAGAUAUAUAUUAAAUUCCUCACCCAUAAGGACAAGCGUCUGUCCCUCAGCAGAAAAUUCCAGGAGUGGACAAAAGCCACGCAAAAAGUCAAGGAAGAGACUCGACAAAAAUCAGGAAAUGCAGAAACUAAAAAAAGAAUUUAGUGCACUCUGUCUUAAAACAAGUUUACAGUAUUGAAACAAGUACAAGGGUAAAAUAAUAUUUGUGUGUAUGUGUGUUUUAAACAAAUGAGUAUUUUUUCCCCAGGUUUGCUUCUAAAGUUUCCCUGAAUGCCGUAGUGGCGAUGUGUAUAUUGUUUCUUUUCUAUUUCUUUUUUCUUUUCUUUUUUUUUUGGUGACGGGGUUUUAAUAUAUAUAUAAAUAUAUAUGAAUAUAUAUUACAUUUUUCUUGUUUACUGUAAAAGUAUACCAGUAUUUGUAAUAUUGGAGAAUGCCUGGGCAUUUUACAAAAAUAGAAAAAAGGUUGUUUUUUAUUUUUUACUUUGCAGUCCAAUUUAAAUUGUGGGUCUCUUAAACUGUUUUUGUCACUGUAACUGUAAAAGUCUUCAGUUUUAGUAACUUUUCUUCUGCCUUGGGUGUAAUGAAAUAAAAAAUAAACAAAUUAAAAAAUGA